Salvia splendens (bonfire salvia) is the source of this 936-nucleotide messenger RNA. RefSeq names its product 60S ribosomal protein L21-2. Gene Ontology annotation, biological process: translation. The record is from RefSeq and is a predicted model, not a curated record. Gene Ontology annotation, cellular component: ribosome. Bases 248 to 790 code for a protein of 180 amino acids. NCBI's taxonomy places the organism in Eukaryota, Viridiplantae, Streptophyta, Magnoliopsida, Lamiales, Lamiaceae. Gene Ontology annotation, molecular function: structural constituent of ribosome. The transcript has 4 exons.
UUCCCCCUUCAGAAAAUCGUAAAGCCCUAAUUUGUCUUCCCUUUAAAAACAUUCAUCUUCCCCAAAAACCCUAACACUCAAAUUCAGCUCAAGCUAUCACAACAAUGCCGGCUGGGCACGGAUUGAGAUCGCGUACCAGAGAUUCAUUCUCGCGGGCGUUCAGAAAGAAGGGCUAUCGACCUACCUCCGCACCUACAAAAUCGGAGACUAUGUGGAUGUCAAAGUUAACGUUUCGAUCCACAAAGGCAUGCCCCACAAAUUCUACCAUGGCCGAACCGGCCGGGUCUGGAACGUCACCAAGCGUGCUGUCGGCGUUGAAGUCAACAAGCAGGUUGGUAACAGAAUCAUAAGGAAGAGAAUCCAUGUCCGCAUUGAACAUGUUCAGCAAUCACGAUGCCACGAAGAGGUGAUGCUAAGGAUCAAGAAGAACGAUCAGUUGAAAGCUGAUGCAAAGGCACAGGGUAAAAUCAUCAGCACAAAGAGGCAGCCAGAAGGGCCGAAGCCCGGAUUCAUGGUGGAAGCAACAGUAGGCUCAUGCUCUUCAAGAGCUCACAUCGUAAUGAAAGCUAUCUCAGCGGCCAUGGUCAUCCUAGUCGCCCUCGCUCUGGCCUUCGCCUCUGCUGUUUCAACAUUGCUUCCGGAGCAUCAGUGUGUUAAAAAUCUGCAGUCCACCACCACAUGUGAUGCAUAUAGAUGUGAGCAAAGGUGUUCUACAAUGGCUUAUGGUCAUGGAAUGUGUAGUGGCACCAAUUGCAUAUGCACCUAUUUCUGCCCCCAGCCUCCCAAAUAGAAGUCUUUCUUUUUUUCCUAAUACUAUUCAAUUUCAUGUACUCCUGAUUUACAACAAUAAGAGAUUUCUUCCAAUCUCUUGUGUUUUUCUAGAACUAUGUAUACCUUUAUUUUUAUUGGAGAUUGGAGAACACAUUGCUGGAUUUA